ACACUCCUCCAUUCUACUGGGGGAGGCUUCACACACACACACACAAACACACACACUCUAACUCGCACACUGUUGCUUUCAGAAGGACACACACUCACACACACACACACACACACUGGAGAUAUGCCACACUGUGUGGUUCUGGAGGGUCCGGCUCCGUGGGGCUUCAGGCUUAUCGGAGGAAAAGACUUCAGUCAGCCUCUCGCGAUCGCCCGGAUAUCUUCUGGCAGUAAGGCCUCUCUGGUUGACCUGUCUCCUGGUGACAUCAUCCUGGCUAUAGAUGGCAUCGCCACCGACAACAUGAUGCACUGCGAGGCUCAGAAUCGCAUCAGGGAGGCGACGCAUCAGCUCAUCUUAACCAUUGAGAGGCCAGAGACCAGACUGUGGUCACCUCGCGUGAGUGAAGAUGGCCGAGCCCACCCUUUCAAAAUCAACCUAGAAGCGGAGAGACAGGAGUACAGGCCAAUAGGAACAGGCCACAACAGGAGGGCCACUCCGUUCAUAGCGGCGGCUAACAUUGACGACAAGCGGCAGGUGGUCAGCUCGGCCUACAACUCCCCCAUCGGCCUUUAUUCCUCAGGCAACAUCCAGGACGCCUUACAUGGUCAGCUCAGGGGCCUGAUGCAAAACAAGCCAGAGAGUCCCAGGACUCUAACCUGUAUAGAAGAGUCAGAUGUGUAUCGAAUGCUGCAGAGAGAUCAGACAGAAGAGGAGUCUCAUGAGCCCCGCCAAUCAGGAUCAUUUAAAGCCCUGCAGGAUUACAUCAACAGUGAGGGAACACGUCCAAUAGUGACGAGAACAGUGCGAGCGCCCACCACCAAGCCCCCGGCCCCCGCAGGAAACCUCCACAAACUGCCCAUGUGUGACAAGUGCGGCAACGGCAUAGUAGGGACAGUCGUAAAGGUUCGGGAUAAGUAUCGGCACCCCGGCUGUUUCGUCUGCUCGGACUGUGAGGACAACCUGAAGCAGAAAGGCUAUUUCUUCAUAGACGACCAACUUUACUGCGAAACCCACGCUCGCGCUCGCACGAAACCGCCGGAGGGUCACGACCUCGUCACGACUUUCCCCGCAGAGUAGCACACACACCUGCAAGACUGCACUCACUUAUAAGUGCACUAACUUCUUCAAAGGGCCCAAAUGAACAAACACAAGACAGCCAAUCAGAACAGAGCUCAUUUACAUAUAUCAGAUUUAUCACAUUUACAAAAAACAGCCUGUUUUGAAUUCACUGUUUCUGUGAUGUCACAAAACACAUUGUCGGCCUGCAGCAGUUUAGCCCCAUCUAUUCACACUAAAGCUAUAAGGAGUUUCAGUCUGGACUGCUUUUUGAAAAAGGGGCAAUAGAGGACAGCCAAUCAGAACAGAGCUCAUUUACAUAUAUCAGUCAUUUUCAAAGUGAAUUACAACUGUUUAUAAAUGAAAAUAAAUGAAAGGAUAUUGAAUAUAACAAAAAAGUAGUCUAUGGGCCCUUUAAGCACACAAACUCACACACAGAUACACACUGAAAAACACACCCACUGAUAUACCGAUUGUAUUUUUUGUAGUGUAUCAAUACUGUGUUGUGUGUAAACUGUAGAAAUAUUAGCUACAGUGGCUGAAUAUUUCAAUAAAUAUGCAAACACAGUCA
Molecule: messenger RNA, 1627 nt
Organism: Colossoma macropomum (tambaqui)
Lineage: Eukaryota; Metazoa; Chordata; Actinopteri; Characiformes; Serrasalmidae
Gene: pdlim3a
Product: PDZ and LIM domain 3a
Exons: 7
Coding region: 124-1077 (317 amino acids)
Biological process (GO): actin cytoskeleton organization; muscle structure development; heart development
Cellular component (GO): Z disc; stress fiber; adherens junction
Molecular function (GO): muscle alpha-actinin binding; actin binding
Source: RefSeq, a predicted model, not a curated record